Molecule: messenger RNA, 10261 nt
Organism: Priapulus caudatus
Lineage: Eukaryota; Metazoa; Priapulida; Priapulimorpha; Priapulimorphida; Priapulidae
Exons: 31
Coding region: 116-9679 (3187 amino acids)
Source: RefSeq, a predicted model, not a curated record
GGGAAAUCAAAACAAAGCCGAGAAUCGAGCAAAUUUUGUUAACGUUAAUACACAUUCUAAUGAAAUGAAGCAAAAUGAGGUAUAAAUACCAUGUUGCCAGACCAAUAAAGGUAGUAUGAGACUUAGCCUGGAGGUUCUUGCAUCCACAUCUAUCAGGAGAAAGAAACCAUGGCCUCAACUUGCAUGGCUAGGAAAGGAGCGGGAGAAUCUAUUCCUAGUGGACAAGCACCGCCUCAGUGUCCUCUAUGUACCAUCUGGAAAGACAAAACGCAAGAUCUCCAAGUUGCACACUAUCUUGCCAACUGUGAGCAUGCACGCAUUCUCCCACAAUGGACAGUUCAUGGUCGGUCUGCAGGGGUCGGGGAUUGUGUUUGUGUGGCAUCAAGACAGCAACCUUCUGAAGGUCAUCCAGUGCCUGCCAGAACAGCUUCUGACUACUCCUGCAUUGCAAGGUAGCGUUCGAUCUCGGAUCGCGAUCUCGGAUGCCGGCUCGGAGGUGGUCAUCGUGGAUUCUGCUGGCCAGAUGUUCGUCUGGGAGAUGGACGCCGGUCAUUCUUUCUUCUGUCCGAAGACGAGGGAGCUGAAGGGAAGUUGGAGCCAUGUGACGGCGCAGGAGGGUGUCCCUCUGCCGAACUCGGAUGCAAGGGAGAGCCAGAUCGCAAUCCGUUUUCACGCCGAUGCCGCCACGGGAAAAGUCUGUGAGUGCUCUUUUGUUUUCUUUGUGAGAGCUGAGGUGUGCAUCGCUACGGUAACAUUGCAGUGGUUGCAGCCAGCCUGUAUGUUUGCUCAAAGCAGCCUGAACUUCAGGGCUCAUUGGACCUGGACAGUCUACCCUCUGCAUCAAGUCUCUAUCACGGCUGCACCCAUAAAGUCCCGCGGAGCGUUGGUGGCCAGGGUAUCACAGCAAGUUGCACUGCUAGUCAUUGCCUUGAACCAGAAACAUCCGUGUGACAAUCAGCUUCUAUUUGUGAGCUCACCAGAGGGCGCUGUUGUGGCAGUUGACAUGAAAAGUUGUGGCCUCACUGGGAAGGUGGCUUCUAGCAGGGCACACUGGGUGGCAGACCUGCACUGGACAGCAGACGGUGUGUUUGUCGUCGGCAUCAGUAAGCACGGUUCCGUGUUCCUGUGCAGUCGACUCGGCCAGCUGCUCUGCCUCGACACGUAUGGAUGCUCGAUGGAGAGAGAAGCCAGCUUGUUCCUGCCGUUACAUCCUCUCAUUUCAGUCAGAUCGUGCGCAGGGAAUCGUCACAACGCGUCACCAACGUCAUCUGUCGUGUCGGACGAUGACAUUAUGAGACAGCGUUUCUCCGUCGCAGUGCAUCCGUCGUUUCCAGUCAUUCUCGCCAGUGAUGGGUACAUGGUAACAAUCAUGCAGCUUCCUGCUGCGUUCAAUGAAGACCUACAGAGCGGAGCAAACAUGUCAAGUGAAACCCUCCUCACCAAACAACUUCUCAUGGAAGCGUCAUCAUUGCUAUCACCAGAUGGCACUGCUAGUCCGACUACGAAACCAUGGGAGGGGACGCCGCUACCGCGAAAGCGCUUCGCGUACGAGAAGCCAGAUCGGAGCCUCGAGACGACGCAGGACAGCAGUUCGACGGUCAGCUCCGCCGGCGCCCCCUACACCGGCCACUUCAGCAACGUCAGCGACCUCGACUCCGGUCGCGUUCUCUUCGGCGCCGACGCGUUCCGCUUCGACGCGACGUCGCCGCGCAGGGGCGCCACCGACGCGUCGCAGGAGCUGGCUCGCCGUACGGCGCUCAGCACGGCGUUCUCGCCGCGGGUCGCCGCAGGGAGCGCGCACUGGCAUACGGCGGACCCGUCGCUGCUGCCGGACGCGGCGGCGGCGUCGACGCGACAUCCGGGCCUACUCGCCAUGCUGACCAGCGUCACACGCAUCGCCGCGCUCGUGCGGUUCAACGCCAGGCGGCAGCACCUGCUGCCGUCGUUCCUGCAGCUGCUGCGCGGGACGUUGGCAGCAAUUCUUGAGAGCGAGGUGUUGAAGUCGGAAGAGAGAAGGGAAACCUUGCUUACCAUCUGCCACGCCCUUCUGUGCGUUGCCGGCCGCAUCGUCACGAAUACGUUCUCACACGCACCUCAGCUGCCCGCUCACGCGCUACCGCAUCACGUUACCGUGGCAACGGCAGAGAAUGGUGAUAUGAUGUCUAGUCACCAGCCGCUCGCGAGGCUGGCCAUGUGUUGGAAAAUGCUCUACUGCCACACUGCUCACCACUUCGUGGCUCUCUCGCGUCUCAGAGUUAGUCGCUACGCCAGCAAUACUUGCAAACGAGUGCUUUGCUCGGCACAGCAGCAUUUACAAGAGCUUGGGUGCGAGUUUCCGUCGGUGGAAAAACCGAAGCUAGAUAAAGGAAUUUUGCUGUACAUGGGCGGUCAUGUAGGUGAGGCUAUUGCCAGGUGGAAACACAUGUAUUUCUCUAUCGCAACACAAGGCCGGCGUCUCACACGCAGGGAGCUUUGUCGCAUGAGCAGGCUCGCACACGCCGUUCUCUACGCCCACAUACUACACAUGCAGCUGCGACCAGCACUCGACUUUGUCAACGCCCUUCUGAUCGACGACCCACACUCAGGCACUUGCCCGUCGCAGGAGCUGCUCGUGGUGGAGUCCGACACGAGCGGACAGGCUGCCGUCACCCUCACGAGGGCACCGCCGGAUGCAAACAACAACGCCGCUGUGAGAGGCAUGCGCUGUCGAGCUGUGAGGGUGCUGGCAAGGUCGCUGGCACGCUUCAUGGCCGCAUACUUCACGGGGAGGCGCCUCGCGGUGUAUCCGCCCACGCACCCGCUGCCACUCCCCGCCGCCCACGGCACAGCCGCGCGCGAGGGUGGCGGGUCGCCGCGGAGGAUCGAGGUCAGCCGAGAGAAGGUGACCUCCACGAUUCCGGCCGGCUGGCUGGACGAUUACUGGACAGUGGACACUACGGCAGAGCUGCUGGUGAUCACGGGUCUGAUACCAGAGGCAGUGGAGUUUGCGAAGGGCGUGGGAGAUUGGAAGGCUGCUGUUGCUCUCGCUGCAUCGCACCUGCAGCAUCAGACGAUGCUAGCUGAACUGCACCCACACAGGUCGACGGCCAGCGUGAGUCGCCUUCCUUCCCUUCUCCAUCCCGCUGCAAUACUAAAGGAGAAGCUGACGGAGAUGCUGCAGUUAGACUCUGCGAUCGAGGAGGAGCAGGCGGCGGCAACGACGAGCAACACCGGCUUGACCGCGGAGCAGGCGACGUCGUCCCUGCGCGAGAUUCUCACCGCGGGACUCCUCGCCCGCUCAGCGCUCCCUCCAGGUGGCGCCGCCGACGCGGGUCUCGCGGCGUGGCUGCUCGCGGCGCUGCUCGGGAAACUCAAGCGGCAGGUGCAGCAGCUCGCAGUGUUCGUACCCGAGCCACACUACCUGCCGGCGCCACCUGUCUUCUGUCCGCAGCCAUCGCUAACGGAGGAGCCGCGUAACCCUAGCAUCCGUGUGAAGCCAUUCUCCCGAUUCCCGGCGCAGGUGUCGGAGAAGAUGAGGAUGCUGAUGAAGCGCUGGCGUCGCAUCCACCUCGACACGCUCCCCUCGCCGCUCGACGAUGACGCCUCCUCCACGUCCCCCGCGGCUUCCCCCACGAAGACUCCUUGUCAGCUCGUGCGGCGGCGCCGGCGCCACCUGGCGAGACGGCGACCCGGGUACAGCACCGAGGUCACGUUCGACAAGGUCGCGACCUGCGACGACCCCAAGGUCACGGCGGAGCUUGACGUCGCGCGCUUGCACGUCAUCCCGCUGCACGCGGCGGCGGCGGCGAGCGCACCGGUGGCGCCCUCUACGGGCAGCCGGCCAUACGAGACGGAUGCGGAGUUUCUCGGCUUUCUCGACACGGCUUACGCCGUCUGCUACGGCAAGCGCGAGGACGACGACGACGUCGCGGGGGCUCCACCACUGCUGCCGCGGCACGCCGCGCGCGUCCUGGCAGCGGCCUCCAUCACGGACGCCUCGGCGGUGAGCGAGAAGCCGCCACGGUUAGCGAGGGGCUCGGCGGGGAUGGCGGGAAGCGUGCGGUCACCAGCCGCCGGUCAGAAGCAGUCUUCGUCGUCGCUGUCGCCGCAGCGGUCGCAUCUCGGGUCGAAGUUCGCCGGAUUGUUUCGCAGCCUCAGCUGGUCAAACGUGUCGAAGCAAGCGAGCGAGCUCGCCGCGACGCCCAUCCUCAAGAAGUUCGGCAGCCAGGGGACGCUGAAGACGGCCCGGCGAAGCGUGACGUUUCUCCCGGACAGCGCCAAGAUCCGCCCCGCACGUGCCGCGCCGCGCAUCGCGUCGCCCGCCGCCGCGCGCCACCGCAGCUACAGCUGGUCGGAUCUCCCCCAGGUGGCGCCGCGGGAGAGCCGCGCGCCGCUCGCCAGCCCCCUGCGGGCCGUCGGGCUGCCGGAGGCGCGGCUCGGCGACCGCCACGCCCGCCUGCUCGCCCUCGUGCGCUGGUUUGUCGCGUGGACGCAGAGGCGCCACCUGCUGGGCACGCCGACGAGGGCGACGACGUCCGUCAUGCACGUUCACUUGUCCGCCGACUUCGUCGUUCACGGCCUCUGGCUCUCGGAGCAGCAACGCGAGACGACGAUUGCAUCCGCCGCGACAACAAAGUCAUCGAAGCGAAAGCUGAGACUGGACGCGACGCGGACGCCGCUAGAUGGCGCUACUGAGUGCAAAGCGGGGCACUCGGGAAACGACGAGGACAGGGCGAGCGCGGACGAUCUCACGACUGAGAGUCUCGACCAGCAACAGUCAUCUCCAGCAGCAGCUGACGCCAGUACAAGCACGACUGACAGGGUAACCAUGGCAACCGGUACAAGAAUGACUGAUGGUGUAACCAUGAAAACCAGUAGAAACAGGGCCGACGGGGUAAUCAUUGCAGCCGGUAGAAGCACGACCGACACGGCAACGGUCGCAUUCGGGGCAACGAGCGCAGCUGACACUGCAGCUACCUCACGCGUACACCCUGACACUGCGCAGACGUCCCACCCUGACGCCGGCGCAGCUGAACAGGGAGGCGGCCUCGACGAGGCGUCGCGGACGCACGGCGCGCGUCGCAGCGUCGCUCUGCAGACGGAGCCAGAGACGAUGACGAGCGAUGGACGGGAGGAGGUCGCGGACGGCAGCGGGAAGAUGGACAUCGGGGAUCUGCGGACGGACGCGAGCGUCAGCGAGGGAGAGUGCGGCGGCGGCGGCGGCAGCGCGCGGCGGGAACGCGCCGCGUUCACCUUCCUGCACCGCGGUGUGCUGCGUCAGGCUGAUGUCGAAUCUCUGCCUCUGCUCUUCUUGCCGGAGGGACGGCGAGGGAUGCCCAGAGAGGUGGGCCGGACGCGGGAGGCCUGGGCCGACUUUCCGCUGCUGCACGUGCCUGGCAUCACGCACCAUGUCGCGGGGGAGCACGCGCGCUGGCUUCCACCGCCCCACGAUGUUCGCCUGAAGCCGACACACGGGUUCGGACAGGAACGCAUGCACGAGCACCCAAAACACUCGUAUGUGGAACGAGACUACAUAUACGAGCAGCCAAAACACAUGUAUGCGCAACGAGAACACGUGUACGCGCAACGAGAACACAUGUACGCGCAGCGAGAACACGUGCACGAGCCGCCAAAACACAUGUAUGCGCAACAAGAACACGUGUACAAGCAGCCGAAACACAUGUACGCGCAACGAGAGUAUGUGCACGGACCAACGAAAGACAAGCCACCAAAGCCACGUCAGAUUCCACUCCUAAAUCUGCCGGCAACAAAGCCGCUAGAACCCGCUCCCCCUCACCACUUCCUCACUCUGCCACCAGAGGGCGCAGCACCACGGCUAGUCCCCCCAGGUGACAUCAUCGCGUACGAGCAGAAGGUGAGGUGCAGGCUGGCAGAGGGCGCCGGCAGUCGACGCGAGCGCGCGGCCGCGGAUCGCGAGCCACCGCUGCUGGCGGUGAGGCUAGACGCGUGGCAGGCACGUGACGAGCGUGCGAGGGACGCUCGCGUGAAGAGACGCAGCCGUCGCGACGUGACCGAGGCGCCACCUGCAGCAGACGUGGCGCCACCUGCUGCAGACGUGGCGCCACCUGUGGCCGAGGUGAAGCGACCGGACCCGCCGACGCUCGACAGCGGAUACGUUCUCCCACUGAACGAGCCGCCAUCGCUCUCCGACACUGUCGCCCGUACCGGUGUGCGUUCCCCUGUAGACCUGCCGUCGUAUGCCGCCGCGCAGUACAGGGUGGCUGUCGCGAUGCCGCUGCCCGCGCAGGCCGCCGCGGCGACCAUGACCGACGCGACGCCGACGCAUGGUCGCGAGCGAGCGGUGCGUGUCGCCGACGCCGCAACCUCACCCGUGACCUCGCCCGAGGAGGCACUCGCACUCGAGCGCGAGGUGGGCAUGCCCAAGGAGGAUGGCACAGCCGAGAAAGAGCGUGCGGCAAAGGCGGUAGGCCUGGCUGAGAAAGAGCACGUGGUAGAGGAUGAUGUGGGCGGGGCUGGGGCGGGAGCGAGAGCGUUCGCUCCGCACCUUCCCGUCGACAUUCUGCUCGGUCUGAGAGCGGAACCCACCGGCGCCGCGGAGCCGGUGGCGCCACCGGGUGGUCGAGUCAUCAACAUUGUCGACCUCGGCCCUGAGGCCGUCGCGGAGAUCAUGGGAAGCCUGGCGUUGAACGAGGAGCGGGUGGAUAACGAGCGAGCUCGUCUGCCGGCCACCACAGAUGACAUCCACGGACCCUACUACGCUCGUGAGGUGAGGGUGCGUCCCUCGCUCAAGGAGGAAGAGGAGGCGACCCAUGUCCCUCUAAGCAUCCGGGAGAAGGGGAUUCGUAUCUCUCCCCGCGUGCAGGUAGAGGGCUUCCUUUUACCCGCACGCGUCCAGGAGCACAUCCAUACUUCUCCCCUCAUCCAGGGUGAAGGAAUCCACACUUCUCCCCACAUCCAGGAGGAAGGAAUUCAUACUUCUCCCAUCAUCCAGGAGGGAGGAAUCCACACUUCUCCCUUCAUCCAGGAGGAAGGAAUCCACACUUCUCCCCUCAUCCAGGGGGAAGGAAUCCACACUUCUCCCCUCAUCCAGGGGGAAGGAAUCCACACUUUACCCCUCAUCCAGGGGGAAGGAAUCCACACUUCUUCCCUCAUCCAGGGGGAAGGAAUCCACACUUCUCACCUCAUCCAGGAGGAAGGAAUCCAUACUUCUCCCCACAUCCAGGAGGCAGGAAUCCACACUUCUCCCCUCAUCCAGGGGGAAGGAAUCCACACUUCUCCCCUCAUCCAGGAGGAGGAUAUCACGUUCCCAUCCCACCGCAAGGAGAAGGAAGUUGGGUUACUGCCUCACAUGCAGGAAAGGAGGAGCAUCUGUGUAGAGUCAGACGUGGGUACAUGCGAGGGAGGGGAUGAGGUGACGACCAGGCUGCUAUUGCACGACUUCAAUACGAGAUAUGUGGAUGACUUUGAGGAGGAUAGCAUGAACAAGAAAUCCAGAGCCUCUAUGGAUAGAAGGCUUAAAGAGAUGGACAGACAACUAAAUGCUGUUGACGAAAUAGCUCACAAGGUGGAACAAGAGUGUGCUGACACUAAACAGCUACUUCAGCGGGCGAAUGAGAUCACCGAGUCAUGCGAGUCGGCGCGGUCACGCAGCGGGCCGCCACGCGCUGACGUCGUACACAGGACUAGUACCCCCGUGACGUCGCUCGAUUCCUUCCCCUCGCUGUCGCUGCACGUGGGACAGAGCAGCUCGAGGCAUCCACGCGGGGUCGGGGGGUCGAUGACGCACGGGGUCGGGGGGUCGAUGACGCGCGUGCUGGAGGAGAAGCAAGCAAACGGCUGGGAAGCGAGAGAGGGAGAAGCGUCGACGCGAGGGCAGCAAGGAGGAAGGUCGGCACAAGCAGGGAUGACAAGUUCAGGGCAUGACCUCAGUGGCCUCAGUGAUAUCCUGGCUGAGGUGAUACAUACCAUCAAGCCUGAUGACAUCGGUGUCACAGAAGAGCAGAUGCACCAAUUAGAGGCUAAAUGGGGAGCUGGUGCGAAGUCACUCACGCCCCGGGCUGAUGCUCACAGCAUGGAGAGAAGGCGGCAGCUGCACGCGUGGAUGUUGGAGAAGAGGCGGGAAAGAACCGCAGAGUAUCGUUCACAGCGGCAGCAGCUCGCAGCCACGGAGAGGAAGCCAUACGCCUCUCCUUCACAGCGCCAUCUAUCAACGAGCGACCUGCUAGCGGACACGGCGCGACGAUCGACAGAGCGACGCGGUCAGUUCGAGCUUCAGCGCACGCAUCGUAAGCGGCAGGCGGUCGAGCUACUCAGCGACCUUCUCGCGACCUCCCCACCUACGGCCCGCGACCUUCUCGCGACCUCCCCACCUACGGCCCGCGACGCAAGCAGAACCGGCGACCACUCCACCAAGCCAGCGCAAGGUAUCUCGGCCGUCACCGCAGCAGAGCAGGGUAGAGAGAAGUGGUCCUCGACCGCCGCAGGCACGUCGGCGCCGGGGAAAGAAAACCGAUCCCCGGCCACUGAGCGGAGGUCAGCAGGUCGCGCGUCGUCGGCCACACGACGUCAGGCUCGCGUGGCGCGGUAUCCCCGGGAUCGGACGCGUGGCGCGACAGAGGGGCGGCCGGCGGUGGCGACGGCCGCGUGGCGGGCGGACGAGCGAGCGCGGAGGUUGGAGCGUGACGUCGAACAACGGACGGCGGACGCGCUCCGUCUCAUCGGCGACCUCGCACGACCCGGCGGACGCACGCCGCGGGGCGACGCCGGCUUUCCGUCCGGCAGCGACAGGCGAGCGGUCGCGGUAGGGGGCGCCACACGCAGAGUCGCGGACGAGAGAGCCGGCGUGCGGUUUGCUGCCGCGCCGGCGACGGAGCACCGCACAGCUGACAUCAGCCGCGCAACGCACAGAGGGGCGCGUGCCUUAUGGUGGACCCAGCCUCCGAGAAAGGGAGCGUCGACACCAGUAAAGAGACAGGUGUACGGCAAGCAUGCAGGGUCGGCGGGUAGCCAGACGAAGAAGGGAGGUGCUGCGGGAAAGAAGCCUGUGCCGAAGUUCAAGUUUGCGGCUAGCAGGGCGCACCGAGGGGGAGCCGUGUCUGGGAGGAGCCCGGGGAAGACGAUCGAAAGGAAUCCCAUAGCAAGUGGAACGGUGACGCUAAACAGGCGACUCCUGGUGGCGGGGAGACCCGCUCACAAGCCGCGCACGUACGCGCAGAUCCUUCAGGAUCUGCAGCCGCGGAGAUCCGUCGCUCCCGCGCCGACGCCGCGAGCACGCAGCAGCCGCCGGCCGCCGCCGCCCAGCCCCACGAGCUCGGUGGAGAGCGAGUGGAGUGUGCCGUCACAGGUGGAGAGGAUACUUGAGGAGGGACCGCUGUGGAUGGACGAGAGCCUGGGUCGAGCCAUCAUCGGUCUGGCACCUAGCGCUGCUCCCAGGAAGACACAUGCUGCUGCUAGCGACAUCUCCAGCAACGCACGAGCCGCGCCGCAGCCUGCGCCGAGGGUAACUCUGCACAGCACGCGUGUGAUCACGCAGGACAGGGACGACGAGGGGGCCGCGCCGCGCCACGAGCUCGCUCCUUCCCCGCCGCCACGCGAGCAACUAGACGCGUCCGUGCACGGGUCGGACGGCGUGAGGGUGGACACGCUGAGCAGCGGGCGUAGCGUCAUGUCGUGUAUAGACUGGGACGCCGUCGAACGCCUCAUAGCCGACGUGAGUUGAGUGGAGAGUUGGGAUUCACCGAUGGGUGGGCACCUACUGUAUACCUGCGAACGCACAAUCCUGUUGUGGUAGUGUAGCGCCUGAGGGUGUAUUUAGUUUUAUUUAUUCGCUAUAUAUACACGGAGGUGAUAUUUCUCCAGUAUUCGGUACAGUCAGUGUUUACUGUGUGGUUGUACAGCCGUGUCAAACUUGCCAAUUGUAACCGUCCUUGAGCUUGCCAAUGUUUUGAUAUGAGAAUAUUUACAUAUGUGACUCGUCUCUGGUUGUGAAUUAGUGCUUUCACUGAGUAUUUACAAGUGUACGUAUAUAAUUUGUUUUUGGCAGUCUCGUCUAGUCGUCCAGUCGUCUGUCACUAUCUCCUAGAAUAAGAUGUUAAUAUCAACGUGACAAUGUAUUUAUUACUACCAUUACAUAGUGAAAUGUAUGUGAAGCUCAUUUUUGCAUAUCUCAGUUUUUUUUAUAGAAUCAGAACAAAGUAUAUAGAUCUGUGUGAUGUGCAAUAUAGCCAAGAAUCUCUUGAUGUCAUUUCAUGUUGUUGUUACGUGACCUGUUACAGGUCUAAAAUAAACCAGAUGCAUCACA